Arabis nemorensis is the source of this 612-nucleotide messenger RNA. Lineage: Eukaryota; Viridiplantae; Streptophyta; Magnoliopsida; Brassicales; Brassicaceae. The record is from the annotation of a GenBank genome assembly.
AUGGCGAUUUUACCAGAAAACUCUUCAAAUUUGGAUCUUACUAUCUCUGUUCCAGGCUUGUCUUCCUCUCCUCCGUCCGAUGAAGGAAGUGGUGGAGGGAGAGAACAUCUAAAGCUAGACAUGAACCGAUUGCCUUCGUCUGAAGACGGUGCAGAAGUUGACGGAGACGAUGAAGAAUUCAGUCACGGUGGCUCUGCUCCGCCGCGAAAGAAACUCCGGCUAACCAGAGAACAGUCUCGUCUUCUUGAAGAUAGCUUUAGACAAAAUCAUACCCUUAAUCCCAAACAAAAGGAAGCACUUGCAAAGCAUUUGAUGCUACGGCCAAGACAAAUUGAAGUUUGGUUUCAAAACCGUAGAGCAAGGAGCAAAUUGAAGCAAACGGAGAUGGAAUGCGAAUAUCUGAAAAGGUGGUUUGGUUCAUUAACCGAGCAGAACCACAGGCUCCAUAGAGAAGUAGAAGAGCUUAGAGCCAUGAAGGUUGGCCCACCCACGGUGACUUCCGCCUCGAGCCUCACCAUGUGUCCUCGCUGCGAGCGAGUCACCACUUCUGCGAGCCCCUCCAUGGUGGUUCCGGCCAGGAAAACGCUUCCGCCGCAAGAGCAUGAGCAUUGA